This is a messenger RNA of Alnus glutinosa, 369 nucleotides long. RefSeq lists its product as uncharacterized. Bases 1 to 369 code for a protein of 122 amino acids. Lineage: Eukaryota; Viridiplantae; Streptophyta; Magnoliopsida; Fagales; Betulaceae. The record is from RefSeq and is a predicted model, not a curated record. The transcript has a single exon.
AUGAGUCGUUUCCAAGCCCUCAAAUCUCGACCCUCUGUCGUCCCUAAUUCGUCUUCUCAUUCUUUAUCUCCACCGCAAAACUCUCAGAAAUCAACCACGUCUAGUGUGGACGAAGAUGAGCUCUUUGCCAGAUUCGUUGCUCUCAAGGGCUCUCACGGAAUUCCUGCGGAUCCCAGGUUAUUAUCUUCCUGUGAUGAUGAUGCUGCUGAGGAUGAAGAAGAUGAAGUGGAGAAGUUGAUUCAGUGGGCCAAGGAUGCCACUCGUCUCGAGCGCUCUCUUUUGUCCGACGAUGACAGAGCGACGUUGGCAGCGAGCGGAGAGCAGAGAGAGAGAGCGUCGAACGGGAGGAUGAAGAAGGGGAGGCGCUGA